Messenger RNA from Pollicipes pollicipes, 1783 nucleotides. Its product is annotated as cyclin-H. The record is from RefSeq and is a predicted model, not a curated record. Bases 116 to 1102 code for a protein of 328 amino acids. The transcript has 3 exons. NCBI's taxonomy places the organism in Eukaryota, Metazoa, Arthropoda, Thecostraca, Pollicipedomorpha, Pollicipedidae. Gene Ontology annotation, cellular component: transcription factor TFIIK complex. Gene Ontology annotation, biological process: regulation of transcription by RNA polymerase II; DNA-templated transcription. Gene Ontology annotation, molecular function: cyclin-dependent protein serine/threonine kinase regulator activity.
GUGUGGGAUCUGCGUUCCUGUGUUAUAGACACGAACACAUUUGAACCAAAUAUCGGGCAUUAAGUCGAUUGCUGUUAUAGUUUGGUUGUUUCAUAUAGUCUGCCAUGGUUCUUUGAUGCACGCCGCUUCCUUGAGCGUUCACAAAUGCCACAGGAUGUUUCCUACAAGCACACAGAAAAAGCACUGGAUGUUUAAGGAUGAUGAUGAAAUCUUCAAGUGCCGACAGGAGACGAACCGUCGCUUCAUUGAGAAGCAUGGUGCCGGCAUGCCUGAGGACAAGAGGGCCGAGUUUUUCCUCUCUGCUCAAGAGGAGAAGAUUGUGACUCAGUACUAUGAGUACCACUUGCGCGACUUCUGCAAGGUUUUCCAACCACCGAUGCCCAAGGCCGUCCUGGGCACAGCCAGCCACUACUUCAAGCGUUUCUACAUGCACAGCUCUGUGAUGGACUUCCAUCCGAAGGGUAUCCUUGUAACAUGUGUGUACCUCUCGUGCAAGGUGGAGGAAUUCAACGUGUCCAUCGGCCAGUUUGUGGCCAACGUGAAGGGUGACAAAGACAAGGCCACAGACAUCAUCCUCAACAACGAGCUGACGGUGAUGCACGCCGUCAACUACCACUUGACCGUGCACAACCCAUUCCGGCCAGUGGAGGGUCUGCUGAUAGACAUUAAGACCCGUUGUUCCAGCCUGCAGAGCCCAGACCGGUUGCGUGCUGGCAUCGACGAGUUCCUUGAGGCUGUGCUAUUCACAGACGCUGUGCUGCUGUUCGCGCCUGCGCAGAUCGCACUGGCGGCCAUUUUGUACGCUGUGAGCCGCGUGCAGGAGAACCUAGACGCGUAUGUGACGUCACAGUUGCUGUCGUCAGCGUCGCGACCGCAGCUGCAGGCACUGGUGGAGGCGGUGCGGAAGAUCCGGCUGCUUGCCAAGAUGGUGGAGCAGCCGCAGCGCGAUGUUGUGAAGCAGCUGGAGCGCAAGCUGGAGAAGUGCAGGAAUCAGGACAACAAUCCAGAGAGUCAGGCGUACAAGCGGCGUAUGCGGGAGAUGCUGGAGGAGGAGGAUGAGAUCCAGUCUUACAAAGUCGCGCGGGUCGACUCCGAUAGCUAGCCGCCCUCAGAGUGCAACAUUGGCAUCUGAGCGGACGCGCCCCCGUGGACGGGACUUCUUCCGUCAACGCGACGUGCCGGGCAUCAGGCGCGCUACGUUUGCCGGCGGAGUAACUCACCGGAGUGACUCUAACUCACCGCCCACGAAAGAGGCGCGCGCGUCAUGGGACACUGCCUGUGUCGGGCUGGCAAUGAUCGCGUGUGCCGCAGGGCUGCAGAGAAGAGGACAUGUUGGCCGAUCGCAGCAGUGCCACUGGGGCUGGGAUGGAGGUGGCGCGCUCUCCUGGGUUGUCAUGAUACCGAGUGUAGCAUGCGGACACUAUCAGCGGAGUACGCUGGCACGAUGCGUUGUGCUGGGCUGCAAUUGCGUGUAGGACUCAGUUUCGGCAUUGCGACUGAUGAAACACGACAAUAUGCCGUAUCUUGAUCAGUGAAACAGUGCAUUGAUCGAGGCUUUAUGCUACCCGCCCAUGUAUGCUUUGCUUUCCGUCCAGGUCUUGUGUCUGAACUGGGGUUGGUAAAGAGGUUGACUUGUUCGAUACCGCUGGGCCGUAUAGCAAUGCAUAUGACUCGUGCCGCUCUGGGAGCAAUGGCCCAUUAUGUGAUAUAACUUCUUUCGCGCGCACAUUUUUCACGUUGCUGUUCGAACUGAAACUGAAUACAAAAAAGCUGCAAUAGAAUA